AUGGAGGUGGAUGUGCAACGCAAACCAAAUCCAGCUCUACAGAGGCGUCAAGAUGGCCAGAAAUCUCUGCGGCCCGCUAAAGGGGGUGCUCCUGGGAAAACAAAGCAGGCGCGUGCAGAGAAUACCCAACGCCAGGUUGGGGAGCCAGCUGCUGACCCCAAUCCUCAUGCCGCGGUCAGGGAGGCAACCCGCCGGAGGCGCCUUAUUCUGGAAGAGGAAUCAGAGGACGAAUUUAUUGUCCAGAGCAUAUCUCCGAACAGGAAGGGGGAUACCCAGCGACUGCCUGGGAAGAUGGAUGGUGGCCGACCUAACCCUUCUAAAACGGCUGCUCACCAUCGGGAGUGUGGCCAGCUGGGAAAUGGGCCGGGCAAGGAGGAUUUACCUUCCUAUGCACCCACUUUGAAUGAUGGGCCUGAGCCCAAUUCACGGCUGCCGAAGGCCUCAGCGAAACCUGCUAAGGCUAAGAGGCUGAAUCGGCCCAGCAAAGCAGUCCAAGACCCUAAGGGAGCGGUUAACAAGCCCGAAUUGCCCAAAGGGGAGGUGCAACGAGCUGGCCACUCUGACCCUACUGACUCGGUGGACUCAGUCUCGGAAAGUGAGGCCCAAUCUUUUGAAAUCCGACGACGUUCACCUGUGGUCAUGGGGAAAAUGUGGCGUCCGGCCCAUUCCACUAAAGUCAGUCAGGUGGUGCGAGCCAUUGAGCAGGGAUUGGCGAUGAGGGACGAUGAGGAGGUGCCCGAUAAUGGAGAGAACCAAGCUCAAGGGAGCAUGGAUAGGCAGAAACCGAUUUUGGACACUGCUCAAACUACCUCCUUUAAUGAAUAUGGGACCAAUUUGUCAGACCCGGAGAUGGGUGCCAAGAAACGGCAAUUUGAUGAAAUGGAGGGGGUGAUAGAGGAUAAUCCUACCCCAAAACGACAGUUUGUGGAGGACAAAGAUGGAGUGGAAAAGGUGGAGGAAGCCAGCCUAGAGUGGCCCCAACUAGUUAAAUGA
Linum trigynum is the source of this 993-nucleotide messenger RNA. The record is from the annotation of a GenBank genome assembly. Lineage: Eukaryota; Viridiplantae; Streptophyta; Magnoliopsida; Malpighiales; Linaceae.